UGCGAUUAAACCCUACCGUUUUGGGGAGGAGUAGAGAGUGAGGGCGGUCGUUGCAGACAGAGAGAUUGCAGAGAGGGAGGGCGGUCGUUGCAGACGGAGAGAGAUUGCAGAGAUGGAGAGGGAGAGAUUGCAGAAAGGGAGAGUGCGUUUCUCCAUCUUCCCCUCUUUUUAAAAAUCCGACCGUUGAGCUGUGAAUUUUCUCCCCCAAACACCACCUGUAAGUGACUUUCCUGUAAGUCACUUCCCACUUACCCAACUUACAGGCAUCCAAACAGGCCCCUAGUGGCGGUUUCUGACCAACUCAAGAACAGAGAAUCUCGAAUCAGCUGCAGAUUUCUUAGAAAAAUUCAAUCUUUUCCAGAUAAGAAGGAAAAGAGCGGAAAACCCAAAAACCUGAGGUAAGCUUUGACAAUCCAAACAGCUGAUUGGGUCUCUGAUUUCUUUCAUUUCUGAUGUUUGGUGCUUUUCAUCUGUCGAUUCCAACUUAUAAAAAUCACUGCUAGAUUUCAAUCUUCUUAUCCUUUUAUCUCUUUUUUGCAUGAAAGGAGAAAAACACAGAAAAUCCAAUGUAAGAACACCAACCCAUAUCGAAGAAAUUUCUGGAAUUGCAUUCUUCUGUAGAAGAUAGAAAGAGGGAAAAAAAAACCCCAAAAUCUAAUGCAGGAAAACCAACUUAAAUAGAUUAGAAUCAGGGCUAGAUUUCCCUUCCAACUUUUUUUUUUUUUUUUUUUUAAUUUUUUAAUUUUUUUUAAUUUAAAUUCAUCAUCUGUCAGCAGCUCGUAAUGUUAAAUUGCCGACUAUGUAGAGGCAUCUCUUAUUUCUGCAAAAUGCUUUCCCAACUCAGCCGACCGUGGAUUUCUCCUGUCAUUCCUGAAAAAUCCUCCAAUUUGCGAAAGAACCCAUGUUUCAGUUUUCAAGAAAACCAAUUUCUUUACAGCACUAGACCCGCCCAUGUUGCGAAAACAUUGCUUGGAGAAACGAACCUGUCUUUGGAUUCCCAGACCACGACCCGAAUUUCUCGCAUUGCACGAAAUGAGGCCCAAGACGCUCUCUUCGACUAUCUUCACUGUACUAGGAGCUUGCAUUUCACUGAUGCGGAGCACAUGAGCAAGAACUCGCCUGCUUUCCUUCAGAAUCUCCUCUCCAAGGUCGAGAGUGAACAAGGGACAGGACGCUCUGUGAGUAGAUUCCUACGUUACCACCCCAUUAACGAAUUCGAACCAUUCUUCGAGAGCUUGGGUUUGAAACCGUCCGAGAUCUCUCCGCUCCUUCCUCGCGAUUUGAUGUUCCUCAGCGACGAUGAUCUCAUGCUAGAGAACUUUCACGUUCUGUGUAAUUAUGGAAUUCCACGUAGUAAGAUUGGUAAGAUGUAUAAGGAAGAAAGGGAGUUGUUUAGAUAUGAUCAUGGGGCAUUGGGCUCAAAGCUCCAGGCUUACGAGGAAAUGGGCCUGAGUAAGCCUGUCGUCAUCAAGCUGGUUACUUGCAGCCCAUCGCUUUUGAUCAGCGGGGUCAAUGGGGAUUUCAUUCAGGUUCUUGAGGGGUUGAAGGGUAUGGGAAUUGAAAAUGAUUGGAUUUGGGAGAAUUUAUCAGAUAAAAACACAUAUCACUGGAGUAGAAUGCUCGGGAUGUUAGGUUUUCUUAAUGAAAUGGGUUGUAGCAAGAAGGAUUUUGGGAGGUUGAUUCGAAAAAGUCCCAGUUUUUUGCUCGAUGAUUCUGGGAGGAAGAUUUACGUGCUCACUGCCAUGCUAUUGAAAUUGGGUCUUGGAAUGAAUGAGAUUUUGGGCCUACUCUUACAGUACCCACGAAUUCUUGCAGGGAAUUUCGCAAAGAAUCUGUGGCAGGCUGUCCAUUUUCUAUAUGAGAUUGGGAUGGAGACCAAUGACAUUGCGAAGAUCGUUCGUUCUCACCCUCAUGUUAUGGGCUUGUGUUCUCUAAAGAAACCUCAACGUGUAUUAUCAAAAUUAAAUUUUGGGUGGGAAAAGUUGUGUGAUAUCAUUAAGGAGGACCCACAUCAGCUGAACAAAUUUGCCUUACGGUCAAAGAUCAAUCUCGCGGAAAUCAACGGCGAUGAUGGAACGUAUCUUCUCGAGAAGACUGCUUUCUUGUUGAAUUUGGGUUUUGUCGAGAAUUCGGAUGAGAUGACAAAGGCAUUGAAACAAUUCCGAGGGAGAGGGGAUCAACUACAGGAGAGAUUCGACUGUCUUGUGAAUGCUGGGCUGGACUAUCACGAUGUUUCUAACAUGAUCAGAAUGGCUCCUCCGGUGUUGAACCAGAGCAAGGACGUGAUAGAGACAAAGAUUGAUUACCUUCUUAAUCGAUUGGGCUAUCCCUUGCAGUCGCUUGUUGCAUUUCCAACGUAUUUGUGCUAUGACAUAGAGAGGAUAAACCUUCGGUUUUCCAUGUACAGUUGGUUAAAGGAAAAAGGAGCAGCGAAGCCCAUGUUGGCAUUGAGUACUAUUCUUGCUUGUUCGGAGAAGCGGUUUCUAAGGUAUCUUGUAAGUCUCCACCCAGAAGGUCCAGAAGUGUGGGAAAAGUUAAAAAAAUCAUCAUCUUUAGGCUGAGCAGUGUAUACUUCUUUAAAUGCCUUGUUGUUGCUGUUUGAUAAAGACUCACGACAGUCUUCUUUCUUUUCAAAACUGAAUUUUCCAUUACAAGUUUGAAACAACCACAUCUGAUGUGAAUAAGCUAUAGAUGAAACAUGCAUGCCAUAUCAUAGAGCAGAUUUUAGAUUUUGUCUCGAAGAGCUUUUGGGGUUUGACUGAUGGGUCAUGGCAUGUCACUGUUAUGGCAGGUCCAUCUUUUGUCUGGGUCAUUGGUUGUUCCUGAGAGGGCUAGAUUCUUACGCUUAUUUUCAACCAAUUUUUAAUUGGUCGUGGAUCAUCCACUGGUAUGAUGGUUAAAAAGAAAAUGGCAAGCAAAAUUUAACGGCUGAUAUCAGAUGCUGAUUAUCACCUAAAUGGCAUGGUUUUCAAGAUUUAUCUAGUGGAAGGGAGCCAUCCAGUCAUCAAGUGGUUAGUGCUGAGCCUGUGGAAGAUAAGUGAAGAUGAUCUGCGAAUUUGUACACAGGGUAAACAGCUUCCGUGGUGUAUGCAUGGGCAGAGGUCAUCAAGAUGACUCAAUGAUUCAACUUUGGUUGGAAAAGCCGAGAUUUCUCAUACCCCACUUACAUAAAGCACCGUUUCAAUGGAAGAGAUGCUUACUAGAUGGUUUUCCAUUGUGGAUCUUUUUGGAGAGAUGAUCGCAAGGUUAGUCGAGGGAGGUGCUGUUUUCCACAGACUGAGAUCCCUCUCAUCUUUUUAAACCUGACUUGAUCUUAAUCAAAAGCAAAUGGUUCAAACAUCCAAAUUCCUAGAUGGAUUUGCUCUGUCCUUUUGAGAGAGAACUGCAAUGGUAGCUGAGAAUUGGCCUCUAGCCUGGAAUCCUGCUAUGAAUUGCUUGAUCUUGGUUGGAGACCUGUCCAUCUUCCCAGUGCAGUUUGAUGAAGCCUCUGGGUAGCUGUCUUGGAUUUGAGGUAAAUCUCAUUCUUCAUAUUCAUAGAGAAGUAAAAAUUUGCUCUGGCAACUUCAUAAUUACAACUCAUCGAGGAUUGCCAUUUCCAAAUUGCAGAAAAUCAUAGCAUGCUAUGCUGUUAUUCUUUUUCCCAUUGCCCUGCAUAUGUAGCACAUAUGAGCUGUACAAAAGGUGGGCUGUGUCAUGAGGAUCACCUGGUGUGAAAAUCAGGCCAAUCCACUCAUCCAGCAGCUGCACCAUUGAAGUCAAUGGAUUGCUAAUGAUCUGAUAUGGAGUUCAUGUGUGGCCAGUCACAUGUAUCCAGCAUGCCUUGUGAGUGAACCUGCCUGAUAUUUUGGCUGGGUCAUUCACAUGAUGGUGCCUUGCUGAUUCAUGGAUCUGAUGUCCUGUAUGUGGAUGUGCAUGUGGGCAUAGCAGAAUUCUUGAAAUAACACAAUUCUAGACGUUCUCAUUUUUAAUGUGAAGCAUCCAGCCUUACACACGGAUUCUCCGGGCCGCCUGUGGGCAGUGUAUGGCUAUCCAAAUCAUUCAUGCAGUA
Messenger RNA from Magnolia sinica, 4048 nucleotides. Its product is annotated as transcription termination factor MTEF18, mitochondrial-like. The record is from RefSeq and is a predicted model, not a curated record. Bases 783 to 2561 code for a protein of 592 amino acids. NCBI's taxonomy places the organism in Eukaryota, Viridiplantae, Streptophyta, Magnoliopsida, Magnoliales, Magnoliaceae. Gene Ontology annotation, cellular component: chloroplast. Gene Ontology annotation, biological process: regulation of DNA-templated transcription; chloroplast organization. Gene Ontology annotation, molecular function: double-stranded DNA binding. The transcript has 3 exons.